Molecule: messenger RNA, 1896 nt
Organism: Nakaseomyces glabratus
Lineage: Eukaryota; Fungi; Ascomycota; Saccharomycetes; Saccharomycetales; Saccharomycetaceae
Product: ubiquitin carboxyl-terminal hydrolase
Biological process (GO): protein deubiquitination
Molecular function (GO): cysteine-type deubiquitinase activity
Source: RefSeq, a predicted model, not a curated record
AUGACUGCUGAUUUAGUUAUUUGCAAUACCGAAAUACUCAAGUCUUUAGUAUCACAAGUGUUCGAGACUAGCAUCAAGAAGCAGUACUGGGUCUUGACGCUAUGCAAAGUGUCUCAGUUGCUGGGACAAGCUGCGAAAUAUCUGGAUAAGACAGAAACGCUCGGCCAGGAGAAGCUAUUGGAGUCCUCAUACAUGAACUACGCUGCUGGAUGCUUCUACAUAUACUUGUUAGUUCCAAAUGCAAACCAAUUUCAGCUGGAGGACACUGAAUAUGGCACCUACUUGCAACUUAAAAACAAUUACCUAGUGAAAGGUGAAGGUGAUUUGACAUUUCAAUACCUGUUGGACAGGGUUAGAGAGAAGUGCAGAACCAGCCAAACAUUAGAAAUGAAUAAAAAUAGAAACUCAGGAAACUUUAGUGUAAAGCUAAGUCAAAAGGCGAAUUCAUGUUGCGAUCUUUCUACAGUGGAGGACAAAUCGCAAAAUACAAGUACUGAUUCUUCAGGCUCUUCAUUAGAGUGUUCAGAUUCGAAAUCUGCUCUAGCAAAGUCGCCCAUAGAUAUCGAUCAUGAUUCUAAACAGUAUACAUUACCGAUUAUCAUUAACGCGAUAACAGAAGAACAAAAGUUAUCUGUCUUUGGUAUUCGAAAUAUGGGGAACACCUGUUACAUGAAUAGCAUGCUACAAUGUCUGUUUGGCAGCACACAAUUUCGAGACCUAUUCCUCACUGAUAAAUUUGAGAUGUUCAAAGCAGAGACAAACUCUGAAUCCUUAUCAAUUGCGAAUGAUUUAAGUCUGCUAUUUAAGAAAAUGUACCAAAACGGCGGCUGUGCCAUCAUACCGAAGUCCUUUAUGGAAACAUGCAAAAGACUAAGACCUGAUUUCAAAAUACCUCAUUGUCAACAAGAUACACAAGAAUUCUUGAUGUUUGUGUUAGAGAGAUUACGAGUAGAACUUGCUAACACUUCUGCAACCGUUAAAGACCGUUCCCUUAUAGCGUCAAGAAGCAACAAUCGUUAUUUGAAAAAAAAUAAGAAUUAUCUGCGUUGGUACAAUGAAAUGAUUAGUAGGAAUAAUUUAUCGCCAAUUGAUCUUUUAUUUAGAGGUGAUGUUGAGAGUAAGCUAAUCUGUAAACACUGUAACGAAUCAGCUAGUACUUUCUCCUCUUUUUAUAUCCUGUCUUUAAACAUACCCAAGGAAAAAUCUUCACUGUUCUUCAAGUCAAAAACCAUAAGGCUUGAGGACUGUAUAAACCUGUUCACAAGAAAAGAAAUAUUAACUGGUGAAAAUUCAUGGGCCUGUCCUAGUUGCGAGACGAAAGCUAGAUACAACGUUAUAGAUAAUGAUAAGACGUAUCAACAAAAGCACACAAAUAUUGGAAAACACUCCAAAUUUCCCAGAUUUUUUUCUCAUAUUGAAGCAGGUAAAACCGAGAGAAAUUCCGGCGCUAAUAAAUUCUCUCAAUUGAAAUAUGAUAAUUUAGAAAAUGAACAAAGACACAGACAACAAAAAAAAUCAGAAACAAUAUUGUCUGUAAGCUUUGUUUCUUUGCCCCCAAUAUUGGUGAUCCAUUUAUCUCGAUUUUGCUAUGAUAUUUCAAAAAAAAAUACAUCAAAUAUAUCAUAUCCAAUGAGCCUGACAGUAGAAACGUUAGAUAAUAGUUCAGUAACUUAUAGACUUUAUGGAACUAUAAACCAUAUAGGUAGUCCUAGAGGUGGGCACUACACAGCAUUGGUAAAUAAGGAAAAAAAUCAUUUUACAGACUUAGAAUUGCAGAAGUGGGUUGAGUUUGAUGACGAUUUGGUUUUUAACCGUACAGACUUUUUCAAAUCAAAAACUGAAAUAAACUCCAUAACAAAUAAUGAUGCAUAUGUAUUAUUUUAUGAGCGCAUUUAA